Prunus avium (sweet cherry) is the source of this 1802-nucleotide messenger RNA. RefSeq names its product Exonuclease family protein. The record is from RefSeq and is a predicted model, not a curated record. Lineage: Eukaryota; Viridiplantae; Streptophyta; Magnoliopsida; Rosales; Rosaceae. Gene Ontology annotation, molecular function: 3'-5' exonuclease activity; nucleic acid binding. Gene Ontology annotation, biological process: rRNA processing. Gene Ontology annotation, cellular component: nucleus.
GCAUGUAUCAAAUCAAUACACUUAAAAAUCUUUGACUCGAAUAUAUAUACAUGUAUCAAAUCAAAGAUGAUAUGAGAUUGAAAAAAAUAGAAAAGGUUCAUCUCAUCUGAUUGAUAUUUGAUGCUGCAUGGGACUCAUAAUAUAUCCUUGUGAUCAGAAAUAAUGGAAUUCAUGAAAUAUAUAGCAACCUUUUCCACUGUUUAUUAGUUCAAUGAUGUGAUGGUUGAAGGCAUAAACAAACCACAUUUGUAGGCUAAUGUAGUACUGUUCAUCCUAUUACAAAGAGAGGAACCAAAUGGGCAAUGCUACAUAAAUUAUAUGCUUUUGGUGCAGAUGGAAGUCAUUCUGAAAGAGAGAUGACGGGAGAGCAGGUAGCUAUGCAGGAGAGAAAUAUUCUGGUUGAAUGAAUGGUGGGCCCCAAGCUUUUGGAUCACAACGAAUGUUCUUAGUUAUAGGAUGGUAAAACCAGAACUUAGUAGUAUUAUAGUGUGGGACAAACCAGAGUUCUACAAAAUCCAAAACAAAAGGAUAACAACAUUAAUUGCUUUAUUUUUCUUCAAGGAAUUACAUAUCAUCAAUCUCUCUCUAGAUGCUUACACUCCCACUCAGAAGCUAUUCUCUUCAUCCUAUGGUAGACUGCUAUAAAUACCUUCCAUUCCCUCUGCCUUUCCCUUCAAGUCUUGUUCAGCUUCCUUAAUUAAUUGCCUUUUUGUUUGAGUAGUAGUCUUUCAACCAUCAUGGACUACAGAGUUGAGUCUUCAGAAACUCUGAGGAACAAGUGUGCAGCAUGCUACAGACAAUUCAACAAAAUCGAGCACUUAGUGGAGCACAUGAGAACCUCAUAUCACUCAGCUCAUGAACCCACAUGUGGAAUCUGUAAGAAACAUUGCAGAUCCUUUGAAUCUCUCAGGGAACAUCUUAUAGGGCCAUUGCCAAAACAAGAAUGCAGGAAUAUAUUCAGCACCAGAGGAUGCAAAUUCUGCUUAGCUAUCCUUGACAGCCCUUAUGCUCUCAGGGUUCACCAGGACAGAUGCCAACUCUCUGGUGUAAAUGCUGGCCUACUUGGUCGCUUUGCUAAUUUGGGCAUUCGUGACAAUACUGAAAAUGGUAGCACAAGAGGCACCCAAGUUGUUGCACUUGCUUGUAAAAUGGUUGGUGGGGGCAGUGAUGGCUCCCUGGAUCUGUGCGCAAAGGUCUGCCUCAUCGACGAAUACGAAAACAUCAUCUUCCAGUCUUAUGUCAAGCCACUACUUCCGGUCACAAACUAUAGGUAUGAAACAACUGGCAUUCGUCCUGAAUACUUAAGGGAUGCAAUGCCUCUGAGGCAAGUGCAAAAGAAGAUUCAAGACUUCCUCUGCAAUGGGGAACCAAUGUGGAAGAUUCGACCUAGAGGCGGAAAAGCUAGGAUUCUUGUGGGGCAUGGUUUGGAUCAUGAUCUUGACUCUUUGCAGGUAGAAUAUCCACAAGUAAUGAUCAGGGAUACUGCAAAAUACCCUCCAUUGAUGAAAACAAGCAAGCUCAGCAACUCACUCAAGUAUCUAACACAAGCAUAUCUUGGGUAUGACAUUCAAACUGGCAUUCAAGACCCUUAUGAGGAUUGUGUUGCAACAAUGAAGCUCUACAUGAGAAUGAGGUCCCAAGUUCAUAAGAUAGAGGCUUACCCACUAGCUUCUGACCCACAAAACAGGAACAACUUUGCAUCAUGGCGCCAAAAUGAGCUCGAGAGGAUGAGCCCAGAACAAAUGCUGGAAGCCUCAAGGUCUGAUUACUAUUGUUGGUGUCUGGACUCCAGGGAUAUGUAG